AUGAUUCUGCAGAUGUUGGAGAAGAGGACAGCUUCUUGGGUCAGACUUCUGCCAGCCCCAAUCCACCACAGACUUUCAACUACUUCUCUCAAGUACCCAGCAGCAGUGAUCCCUUUGGAAGCAUUGGGCAGCCACCCUUAACAACUGCUGCAACACCCACUGGGGCACCAGCCUUCUCCAGGCCUCCAACUUCACUUCCAGUCGUGUCUGGGUCACAGGAUGGGCAAAAUGCCUUUUCACCACAUAUUCCUAAGUCCCAGUCUUACAGUGCACCUCCUACUUCCCAGGUGGGAAUGCCUCAGCAGAGCUGUCCCCCACCUGCAAACGCAUCUGCUGUUCCCCCAGGAACACCUCAGCAGGGAUAUAACCCAUACAGACACACCACCCUGAGCAGCAGAGCCAACCCCUACCUCACUCCACCACAGCUGCAACAGGGUUAUGCACCUGCUCACACACCUUCCUCUGUGCCACCUGUCCAGAUGUAUCAGACACCUCCAGGGCCACUCACACAGUUCCCACAGUCCCAAUCCCAGACCCAGCUCCAAGCUCCCAGGACUGCAGGUCCUCUGGUCCCAGCCCAUCCCGUCCUGCUGCAGAACCAAUAUGAACCAGUUCAGCCACACUGGUUCUACUGUAAGGAGGUGGAGGACAAACAACUCUGGAUGCCCUUCAGCAUUCUGGAUUCUGCAAAACUAGAGGAAGUCUAUAAUUCUGUCCAGCCUGACCCUGAGAGUGUGGUUCUGAGCACAGACGGGGGUCGCUACGACGUGUACCUGUAUGACAGGGUGAGAAAAGCUGUUUACUGGGAUGAAGAGCCUUCGGAAGUGAGACGAUGCCUGUGGUUUUAUAAAGGAGACAAGGACAGCAGGUUUAUUCCUUACACUGAGGAUUUUAGUGAAAAGUUAGAGGCAGAAUAUAAAAGGGCUGUAACUACAAAUCAGUGGCAUCGGCGACUCGAGUUCCCAAAUGGAGAGACAAUUGUUAUGCAUAAUCCCAAGGUGAUAGUUCAGUUCCAGCCUGCUGCCACACCAGAUGAAUGGGGCACCACUCAAGAUGGUCAGGCAAGACCAAGGGUGGUAAAACGUGGGAUUGAUGAUGACCAGGAUGAGAUCCCUGAUGGAGAAAUGUCCCAAAUUGACCACCUAGUAUUUAUGGUUCAUGGCAUAGGUCCUGUAUGUGACUUGAGGUUUAGAAGCAUUGUUGAAUGUGUUGACGAUUUUCGGAGUGUUUCCCUGAAGUUGUUGCAGACUCACUUUAAGAAGGGUUUAGAGGAACGUAAAGUGAGCAGGGUGGAAUUCCUGCCUGUUCAUUGGCACAGCUCUCUGCAUGGAGAUGCAACAGGUGUAGACAGGAACAUCAAGAAAAUCACUCUGCCCAGCAUUGGUCGCUUGAGGCACUUCACCAAUGAAACUCUCCUGGACAUCCUGUUCUACAACAGUCCCACCUACUGCCAGACCAUCGUGGAUAAAGUGGGGAUGGAGAUGAACCGACUGUACGCACUGUUCAUGAGCCGCAACCCCGACUUCAAGGGAGGAGUGUCUGUGGCUGGGCACAGCUUAGGUUCCUUAAUUCUGUUUGACAUACUGUCUAACCAGAAGGACUUGGCUUCAUCCGUAAAUGCUGGAGCAUUCUCUGGUGUUAAUGGGACUGUGAAGGAUGUGGCUGUUCAUGAUAAACAGAUGACUGAAGACACCAGUUCCUUGGGCUCCUCAAUUGCUACUUCUGGUGAUGACCUUUGUGAGCCUGAAGUAGAGGAUGAUGUUCCUACUUUGCAGAAGACCCUGGAAAUGCUCAGUUUGUCAGAGUACACAAGCACAUUUGAAAAGGAGCGAAUUGACAUGGAGUCUCUGCUCAUGUGUACAGUUGAUGACCUGAAGGAAAUGGGAAUACCUCUUGGGCCAAGAAAGAAAAUAGCUAAUUUUGUAAAGGACAGAGCAGCCAAGCAGGAACAAAAGAAAGCAGCAGCAGAAAAGAAAGCAGUGCUGGCUGCCACACUGCAGACUCAAGAAGAUGCCCAGAAAGUAAGGGAGACAGGAACUUCUGUCUCCUCUUCAGAGUCUGGUCAGCUGCACGCAAAGAGGAAGCUUCCUGUUGGAGCAUCUGUGUCUUCUGUGAACAUUGACUAUGAGUAUUUUGAAGUUGGAACUGGCCAGGUUUCUGUGGUUUACAGUGCAUUGGACUUUGAACCAGAUAUUUUCUUUGCUCUUGGCUCCCCUAUUGGAGUGUUCCUUACUGUGAGGGGUGUGGAGAAGAUUGAUGAGAACUACAGACUUCCUACCUGCAAGGGAUUCUUCAAUAUUUAUCACCCACUUGAUCCAGUGGCUUACAGGUUAGAACCGAUGAUCAUUGACGACACGGAUUUAAAACCAGUUCUCAUUCCACAUCAUAAAGGCAGAAAAAGACUUCAUCUGGAGUUGAAGGACUCUCUCUCCCGUAUGGGCUCUGACCUCAAACAAGGCUUUAUUAGCUCUUUGAAGAGUGCGUGGCAGACCCUUAAUGAAUUUGCACGUGCUCAUACAUCUUCAACUCAGCUACAGGCAGAACUGGAGAAAGUAGCUAACCAAAUUAAAGAGGAAGAAGAAAAGCAAGUGGUAGAAGCUGAGAAGAUCACUGAAAGCCCAGAGCCUCCAAAAGAUGAAGAUGUGUCAGUGAAGGUUGGAAUGCUGAAUGGAGGACGUCGUAUCGAUUAUGUUCUACAGGAGAAGCCAAUAGAAAGCUUCAAUGAAUACCUUUUUGCUCUGCAGAGUCAUUUGUGCUACUGGGGAUCUGAAGACACUGCCUUGCUGUUUCUCAAAGAAAUAUACAGGACUAUGAAUAUCCAUCCUGAACAGCCACAGCAUUGAUGUA
Molecule: messenger RNA, 2847 nt
Organism: Acanthisitta chloris (rifleman)
Lineage: Eukaryota; Metazoa; Chordata; Aves; Passeriformes; Acanthisittidae
Gene: SEC23IP
Product: SEC23 interacting protein
Exons: 17
Biological process (GO): endoplasmic reticulum to Golgi vesicle-mediated transport
Cellular component (GO): COPII-coated ER to Golgi transport vesicle
Molecular function (GO): metal ion binding; protein binding
Source: RefSeq, a predicted model, not a curated record